GACAGGACAGUUUUGAUUCAGAGAGGAGACUCAAACUUCUCUAGCAGCAAGCGAGAUCAUUUCUCUGACUUUUAGUAAGACAAGCGCAAGGUUUAAGCAGAACAGAAAACCUGCAGCCAGGAACCUAUUUUACAGAUCAGAUCAACAGACUCUGUAAGUGCAGCAGAUCAAAUUAAUCUCCAAAAUGCAAGCUGUUCGUCAGUGUACAGUGUGUGCGAGCCGUGCCACCGGGGCACUGGUGUGGAAUCAGACAGACAUGUCAGUACUGCGACUCAACAAGAGCUCACUCAGGAGAGGAGCAGCCUGCAUCCGCUUCCUCAGCAGCUCUGAGAGCAGGAAGCCUGGAAACCAGAAGUUGGGGGAACCGACAAAGCCUUCACACAUGAGCAUAGCAUCUUUAAGUGUUGCACAUGGGCUUUGUGCUGCCCCUUUUACACAGCAAGUGGAAAACCUCUCGCAUGACUCGCUGAUCAGAAGAGCAGCCACAGUGGUUACAGACAGCUCGUGCACUUUCCUCUCUCAGACCACUUUGGCUUACGUUGAUGCACUUACAGAGUAUUCAAAGGCUGUACACUCACGGAUUGCUUUCCAAAGACGAUACUUGGCCUCAUUGGGAAAACUGACCCAAGCAGAGGAGGAUUCAUUCCAGCAAGCAAUCAACAGCUGGCGUGCAGAGGCUAGCGAGAGACUAGUUGAAUGCAAGCGCUAUGAAUCAGCUUGGAUCAAUGCUGUCAGCCUGUGUAAAAUGGCAGCUGAGGCAGCGUGCGCUUCAGGAGCACAGCAGGCGUCCAACUCACUGAGGACAAACAUUCAGGUGGCCCAGUCGCAGGUGGAAGACGCACUGAAACUUUCUGCCGAAGCAGAUAAGAAGUUGGCUGAGACUAAAGUAGAAGAGAUCCAGAGGAUGGCAGAAUACACUUCCUUCCUAGAGGACAGCGAAGAGCGUGAGGUGCACGAGGCUUAUCUACGAGAGGACUAAGUCAGAUAUGAGAAAACAGGAAAACAGCUGCAGGUGCUACUGACUUCAAAGUGAUACGAGCUCACCUUUGAAAACUUCUUUUCUGUUGUACUGUUCACUACAAUAGUUUUCUUACUGAGCCUGUAAAAUAUUUACCUGUUUGCAUUUACAGAAGCAAGAAACAACAAAACAAAACAAAAACAGAAGUUUAAUUUUGAAAUGAAAUUAAGAAACCACUUUGGGAAUUAUUUACUGUUGCAUAUAUCAUUAUUUAAAACUAUUUAUUUGAUUAUUAAAUGUCAAUACAAUUGUUACUAUUUCAUUGCAGUGAUUCUUAUCCAUCAGUGAAUUGCAAUGUAUGUUUACUUUAAUAUUUUUUUCAAAUAAAAUCAUUCUGUCCAUUGUUUUUAACCAUUCACAUAACAGCAA
Messenger RNA from Archocentrus centrarchus (flier cichlid), 1387 nucleotides. RefSeq names its product diablo homolog, mitochondrial-like. NCBI's taxonomy places the organism in Eukaryota, Metazoa, Chordata, Actinopteri, Cichliformes, Cichlidae. The coding region runs from base 185 to 979 and encodes 264 amino acids. The record is from RefSeq and is a predicted model, not a curated record. Gene Ontology annotation, biological process: intrinsic apoptotic signaling pathway in response to oxidative stress; neuron apoptotic process. Gene Ontology annotation, cellular component: mitochondrion. The transcript is spliced from 6 exons.